CAGAGCCUCCUUCACCAAAGCAACAACAGCUCUAGCUUGACGCAAGUUUCUUUAUUCUCUCUGUUUCGCAGUGCAUUUCAUACAUUUUUAGACUUUUUUAAUUUCUUAAGACAUCAAAGAUGGUGUUAUCUAAGACGGUCUCCGAGUCCGAUGUCUCGAUUCACUCCACGUUUGCCUCUCGCUAUGUCCGAGCCUCACUUCCCAGGUUCAAGAUGCCAGAGAACUCAGUACCAAAAGAGGCUGCAUAUCAGAUCAUUAACGAUGAGCUGAUGCUUGAUGGGAACCCAAGGUUGAACCUUGCCUCUUUUGUUACUACCUGGAUGGAGCCUGAAUGUGAUAAGCUUAUCAUGGAUGCCAUUAACAAGAACUAUGUUGACAUGGAUGAGUACCCUGUCACUACCGAGCUUCAGAACCGUUGUGUGAACAUGAUAGCACAUCUGUUCAAUGCACCGCUUGAAGACUCCGAGGCUGCUGUUGGAGUGGGAACAGUUGGGUCUUCCGAGGCAAUCAUGUUGGCUGGCCUUGCCUUCAAGAGAAAGUGGCAGAACAAGCGUAAGGCUGAAGGCAAACCUUAUGACAAACCAAACAUUGUCACCGGAGCCAAUGUUCAAGUGUGCUGGGAGAAAUUUGCGAGGUACUUUGAGGUGGAGUUGAAGGAAGUGAAGCUGAGGGAAGACUACUAUGUGAUGGACCCUGCCAAAGCUGUGGAAAUGGUAGAUGAAAACACCAUCUGCGUUGCUGCUAUCUUGGGUUCCACCCUCAAUGGAGAAUUUGAAGAUGUCAAGCUUCUAAAUGAUCUCUUGACGAAAAAGAACAAGGAAACUGGAUGGGAUACACCAAUUCAUGUUGAUGCAGCUAGUGGUGGAUUUAUUGCACCAUUUUUGUACCCAGAGCUUGAAUGGGACUUCAGGCUUCCCCUUGUGAAGAGCAUUAAUGUUAGUGGCCACAAAUAUGGUCUUGUCUAUGCUGGAAUUGGAUGGGUUAUCUGGAGGAGCAAGGAAGACUUGCCUGAAGAACUUAUUUUCCACAUUAACUACCUUGGAGCAGAUCAACCCACAUUCACUCUCAAUUUUUCCAAAGGUUCUAGCCAAGUCAUUGCCCAGUAUUACCAACUUAUCCGUUUGGGUUAUGAGGGAUACAGAAAUGUGAUGGAAAACUGUCAUGAAAAUGCAAUGGUCCUGAAAGAAGGAUUGGAGAAAACAGGGCGGUUUAACAUUGUGUCAAAGGACCAUGGGGUUCCCCUGGUGGCCUUUUCUCUCAAGGACAACAAGCGCCACGAUGAAUUCGAGAUAUCUGAGAUGUUGCGCCGGUUUGGUUGGAUCGUGCCUGCCUACACCAUGCCAGCAGAUGCUCAGCACAUCACUGUGCUGCGUGUUGUCAUCAGGGAAGACUUCUCCCGCACUUUAGCCGAGCGUCUCGUGCUUGACAUCCAAAAGGUGCUCCAUGAGCUGGAUACCCUCCCUGCAAAGGUCAAUGCCAAACUGGCUAUGGCUGGCGAAGAGCAUGGUAAAAAUGGCACUGUCAAGAAGAGUGCUAUUGAGACCCAGAGGGAAGUCACUGCUUACUGGAUGAAAUAUGUCAGCGAGAGGAAAACUAACAAAAACAAGAUCUGUUAGAACUUGUUCUAACACCCAUACACACAAUUUUAUUCCAAUCUUUUCUUUUUUAUUUUUAAUUUUUGUUUUACGAUGUUUCCCUCCCCCAAUUUGUUUUAGAGCUUUCUGAGUUGAGCCAUUAAUGUAAUCGAUUUUUUAUCUUGUAAUUGUGAAUCUCACAGUGUGAGGUUUGACUUCUAUAUAAUGAAUGCUAUAUAAGGAAGUUUGCAAGUAA
Molecule: messenger RNA, 1830 nt
Organism: Theobroma umbraticum
Lineage: Eukaryota; Viridiplantae; Streptophyta; Magnoliopsida; Malvales; Malvaceae
Gene: GAD4
Product: glutamate decarboxylase 4
Biological process (GO): L-glutamate catabolic process
Cellular component (GO): cytosol
Molecular function (GO): pyridoxal phosphate binding; glutamate decarboxylase activity
Source: RefSeq, a predicted model, not a curated record